GGGGAACGCAGAUCAUUGUUAGGAUAUCGACCGACGUAAGAACAAUCAAUGUGGCGCUGCUUCGGUUUUAACUUUAACAAUAAAUUUUUAAUGGAUGUUCAUUCAAAUAGAAAACUUAUUGAUUUCUGCAACUCUUUUCUGUAAAGUGUGGGUCUUUUGACAUACUGAUAUAGAAAUAAUUACUGAAAGCGGUUUGAAUUUCCUGGCAAGAAUAUGUGAAUAAAAUACGAUACAACUGUAGAAUUACAUUUAUUUUUGCAAUGUGCAUAAAUGUUUAAAACUGUAACUUAUUUGACUACCUUUUAUUCAUUAUUUGACGACUGGAUUGUUUAAUUCAUAAUUAGAGGAAUCUAAACGAGCUUAAACUUGCUGAAAAAGGACGGGGACAAAUACAGAAAUAGAUAUGGGGGCUGACGCAGAUGAUGAAAAGGGCCGAGAUGGUUGCUGCAAAAUGUUCUGGAAGUUCAUGUUUUCUCACAUUGGACUAUGUGCCAUGGUGGUACUGUACUGUGUAGCUGGAGGUUUCAUAUUUGAACACCUUGAGAAGACAAACGAAGAAGAGGUGUGUUUUGAAUCUCGGAGGGAAUACAAUCCGAUGCAGGAGAAAACUUUGGAGAACCUGAAGAAGGUUAUACUUGAAAACAAUCUCAACACUGAUGCAAUGAUGAUACAAAUGACAUCCAUUCUACAGACCUUUCGGAACAACUCCCUGGCUAUAGGGUAUGACGGACGGAACUGCGACUGCUACGGCGAGCCAAACUGCCCUGUUCACGAAUGGUCUUGGCCUGGAGCAUUAAUGUUUUCCGUGACAGUUAUCACGACAAUAGGGUAUGGUCAUAUUGCACCAAAGACAUUCUGGGGACGGUUAGUGUGUAUCGCUUACUCAGUGUUAGGCAUACCUCUGAUGUUGUUAUGCCUCGCGAAUAUAGGUGACAUCCUAGCAGACAUAUUUAGAUUCAUAUAUGCCAAGAUAUGUUGUUGUGGCUGCUGCAAGAGGAAAUCGAAGAACAAGGUUGUUCAGAUAAAACCGACAUCACAAGAACCCGACUCUGCAUGGAACGAUCGCACCAAAAUUAUCCCAAACGCACAAGCACCAAUGAAUACAGAAUUUCACAAACUACCGUCAAAAUCACAGGACGAUUCUACAAAACCAAAGGUUGUUCCUUUGGAUAUUAAGACAUUGAACAAAGCGGAACUAGCAAACAGGAACCAGGCAAUAAGGAACCAACCGAUGAUACUGGAUGAUGAUAGUGAUGAUGAAGAUGAUGAUAUUGAUGAGAAGAAGGUGACAGUGCCGCUAACAGUGACAAUGGUUGUCAUUGCAGGUUACAUUUUUGGAGGAGCGGUUUUGUUUGGAUUGUGGGAGGGCUGGGAUAACUUACAGUCGGCAUAUUUCUGCUUUGUCACAUUGAGCACCAUUGGAUUUGGAGACGUCGUUCCUGGUACAGACUUUGACAACCCACAAGCGUCAGCUCAACUUAUCCUCGGGGCUAUCUAUGUGCUCUUUGGAAUGGCGAUCUUGUCAAUGUGUUUCGCUCUCAUGCAAGACGAAAUCAUUGCGAAAUGCACAUGGGUAGGACAAAAACUUGGCAUCGUUGACAAAAGUGAAGAAGACCUUUAGAAAGAAGUGCUUUAUCAUUCUAACAUUUUGCUGUUGAUGUUAAUUGUCCCCGAGUUCUAUUUUAUGAAAAUAGUAAAUACUAUCCUGCUGAUGUCCAAACGUUUUAUCGAUUUAGCUGUUUGCUUUACGAACCAUAUACGUAAAAUGUUUCGUCUGUAAGGUUUGUUUAUGGAAUUGUCUUAUAAUUUGAAUGCAAUGAGAACUUGUGUUAUGUAAAUAUUUGACACUUUAAAGUAAAUACAUUUUUAUAGGAUUAAUAGUCAUAGUGCAUAGCCUGACUGUUAUCUAUUUUACUAAUUUGGCACUUUUUAAUGACAAACAUGCGUAAGUAGCCUGGACAAUACACUUUCUGUUAAAUAACCGUUGGUAAUAGAGCCUUGUCAAAGUUGUUUAAUUUUUAUAUUUGCAUAUCAUGAACAACUUAUUGACUUCUGGUAGUUUUGAAGUUUGAAUGUUGUUUCAUAUAUUGAAAAAUAAUUGAUUAUGAAAGCAAUUAAUGAAAUUGCCAAUUAAUAUUCUGAAAUCUCUGGAGCAAUGGUUCAGUUUUUAUAAAUAACAACGGCAUGAUGAACGAGUUUCAUGUGGUGCGUUUCAACGUUAUAAUAUAGGAACACAUUAAGUGUUGCUAAAAUUGUUGACACUUCUUGGAACUUUGUUUCUGUUUAAGAGAGAACUAGUAUACGCAUUUUUUGUGCCUACAUUUACAGCUGCCCUAAUCUUGAUCUUCAGUUGCAACCUGAAUCUGGAAAUACUCUCGAUUGAUUUCUUAAUAGAAAGAAGUGCAACCAUAUACAUACGAAAGCCGUUUCUCAGUCCGGUAGAAUCAUUAAAAAUAUGAUUCUUUUAACGUGGCGAGCCACAUAUUAGAUAGGCUCGUUUUACACCACACCGGGCUAUCCCGACCACGUGUUCGAUACACCGAAAUGCGCCGGGCUAUUAGGCAUGUCCCGCAGGUGUGCCAAAUUAAUGCGCGCGCAACUAGCCUGACUGAAACGAAUGUAAAUCGACCAGGGUACACAAUUGAGCAUAGCUAUUGUUUAAACAUCUUAAUUAGAAACUGCGUGGAGAGAAUGAUUGAUGUCAUAAUGACCAUCGCCUUGUUUGUUGUAAUACGGUCUAAAUUUUCAAGUGAUUAAACUCUUCCUCUAAAUUUCAUUAGUCAUAUUCAAAAGUAUAUACUGUAUCAUGAAGAUUGAAAACAAUUACUAUAAAUCUAUACUAAAUUUGCCCAAAUCAAAUAUACCAAAAUAUAUAAAGUAUUUGUAUUUUCUGGCGUAAUUUAUUUUUAAACAUCCCCUACAUACCUUGCGUGCGUUUACGUAAUUACCAGUUAUUAGGUCGCUACUUCAAAUACCAAAAUUUCUCUCACAACCCCCAGCUGGUCAUGGUUUAUAUGUUUGAGAUGCCUUUUACCGUGUCCUAAUUGGUUUCUUGGAAACAUAUUUAGGACUGUUCAAAGAUGAAAUGGCCCGUCGUAAAUGAAUUGUCAACAUCACGUGAAAAACCGCUGACGACUGCCUCUCCGGCAUUUGUAAUGUUUCUUAUCCAAUUAGCUGUUGCUUUUCUGUUAAAAACGAUAUGGAAUUAAAUGAAGUCUUUAUUACACAAAAAGGACACAAAUUACCCCGCGCCUUAUUAACACAAACAAAACAAGACGGUUUUAUAGAUGGUUAAUCAGAUUUUCGCCAAUCAGUAAGUUUAUUUUAAACUUUAACAACUUAUCAUUAACUCAUAUUUUGUGUUAUACAUGUUACAUUUGCAUUGGGUUCAUUUUAAAAUCCUGGUUGUCCAACCAAGAUAGCGGUAUUAAGCAUCAGUAUAAAUUUGAUAUACAUACUUCGCGUAACGAAUGAUAAAAAGUUGUCGUUUUUUUUUAUAUGAUUGAAUUAGUGACAUUUAACCUGAAAUAUUCAAUGCAAACGUAAAAGUGAAAUUUUAUCAAAAUUAAAAGAAAAAGUCCACAUUCUAAAUACUUUUAUAUUAAAUGGAUGUUAUUGUAAAAUCUUAUAAGAUAUCAAAAGAAAAAUUGUAAUAAGAAUCAUUUUGAAAAAUGUCAUAAAAUGUUGCUUAAAUCUGAUUGGCUACCUUCAAGUAUCUCUGUGACUGUUCUACCUAGUGGCGACAUACAUUCUAAAUUCGAAUAAAUAUUUCGUCUCUGUAACAACGGAUGUCGUCAUUUAUAUCAAAAGACAGUUGAUUUAUUUUACAAACCUCUGCAUAUAGGUUGCCUAAAUUCAUUUAAACCAGAAGAAAAAAAGCUUUUGAUCAAACGACUUUAUGAACGACACUUGUCUUCAGCAAUCGUUCAUUCUUAAGCAUUGCAUUUCACUUGUUUUUGAUGAUUCAGCAGACUUCAGUACAUUCCAGUUUGUUAUCUGUAUGUCUUUGAUUUCAGCUUGUGUAUAUGUUAUUUUCUGAACUUGUUUAAUCUUUCAUGUUAAUCUGUGAUACAAGUUUUAUCUUAAUAAAGUUUUAGAUUUCAUUUUA
Messenger RNA from Mercenaria mercenaria, 4108 nucleotides. RefSeq names its product TWiK family of potassium channels protein 7-like. The transcript is spliced from 8 exons. Gene Ontology annotation, biological process: stabilization of membrane potential; potassium ion transmembrane transport. NCBI's taxonomy places the organism in Eukaryota, Metazoa, Mollusca, Bivalvia, Venerida, Veneridae. Bases 404 to 1621 code for a protein of 405 amino acids. Gene Ontology annotation, molecular function: potassium ion leak channel activity. Gene Ontology annotation, cellular component: membrane. The record is from RefSeq and is a predicted model, not a curated record.